AAUGAAUACGUACUCCUCAAUAGGCAUCUAUCUUUCAAGAAAGACAUCCCCAAAACCUACGAAACUCUACACUUUUUCUUCAUUCCCAUCCCACCGACCGACAGACACAAUCAUCAUCGGAAAAGAAGAUCAGACAGGCCGGGCGGUAUGGGAAUAGUGGAGGAGGCACACAACGUGAGGGUGGUGGGGUCGGGGCCGCGCACGGUGGUGCUGGCCCACGGCUUCGGGACGGACCAGUCGGUGUGGAAGCACUUGGUUCCGCACCUGGUGGACGGCUGCCGGGUGGUGCUGUUCGACAACAUGGGCGCCGGCACCACCAAUCCCGACUACUUUGACUUCGACCGCUACGCCACGCUCGAAGGCUACGCCUAUGACGUCAUCGCCAUCCUUGAAGAGCUCCAGGUCCACUCCUGCGUUUACGUCGGCCACUCCGUCUCCGCCAUGAUCGGCGUCAUCGCCUCCGUCGCCCGCCCUGACCUUUUCACCAAACUCGUCACCAUCUCCGCCUCUCCCAGGUAUUUGAAUGAUGUGGACUACUAUGGAGGAUUUGAGCUAGAAGAUUUGGAGCAAUUAUUCGAAGCGAUGCGAUCAAACUACAAGGCAUGGUGUUCAGGGUUUGCACCGUUGGCCGUCGGCGGGGACAUGGAUUCCGUGGCGGUGCAAGAGUUCAGCCGGACAUUGUUCAACAUGCGACCCGACAUAGCAUUGAGCGUGCUCCAAACCAUAUUCCGCAGCGACCUGCGACACGUGUUGAGUCAUGUGACGGUGCCAUGUCACAUUAUCCAGAGCAUGAAGGAUUUGGCGGUGCCGGUGGUGGUGGCGGAGUACCUUCACCGGAACCUUAGCUGUGAGUCCGUCGUGGAGGUGAUGUCCACCGACGGUCAUCUGCCGCAGCUCAGCUCACCGGAUGUUGUGGUCCCCGUGAUUCUUAGGCACAUUCAUCAUGAUAUAGAGAUCCAAAAAUGAUAAUGGGUUCUGAGAUUGAUCCAAUCAAGUGUAAUGCAUGUACAAAUUGUUUCAUUGUUUGUUCAAUUCGAAUAUUUUAACUCUGAAUUUCCUUGAGGUUUUAACGGAGAAAUUUAUUUUCACUUGAUUGAAUAAUAGACUAGACUCCUUCAAAUU
Messenger RNA from Ipomoea nil (Japanese morning glory), 1122 nucleotides. RefSeq names its product probable esterase KAI2. Lineage: Eukaryota; Viridiplantae; Streptophyta; Magnoliopsida; Solanales; Convolvulaceae. The record is from RefSeq and is a predicted model, not a curated record. Bases 148 to 966 code for a protein of 272 amino acids. Gene Ontology annotation, biological process: response to karrikin. The transcript has 2 exons.